Molecule: messenger RNA, 1035 nt
Organism: Glossina fuscipes
Lineage: Eukaryota; Metazoa; Arthropoda; Insecta; Diptera; Glossinidae
Product: sialin-like
Exons: 4
Biological process (GO): transmembrane transport; monoatomic anion transport
Molecular function (GO): transmembrane transporter activity
Source: RefSeq, a predicted model, not a curated record
ACGGGUGGCACUUAUGAUUGGACAGAAGAGGAGCAGGGAAGGGUUCUCUGCUUCUUUUAUAUAGGUUAUCUCAUAACGCACAUUCCCGCUGGAAUCGUAGCUGACCGAUACGAGGGAAAAUGGAUUCUAUUAAUUGGAGUGUUUAUUUCGGCAGUUUCGACAAUCUGCUCACCUCUUUCUAUAUACUAUACGGGCCAUGAAGGUUUGAGUAUUUUACGAAUAUUUAUGGGUCUGGGUCAAGGAACGAUAUUUCCAGCUCUAACUGUGCUAUUGGCACAUUGGAUUCCGAAAAGAGAACGAGCUGCAAUCGGUGCUCUAGUUUUAGGUAGCGGACAAAUGGGCACCAUUAUAUCCUUUAGCGGAUCAGGUAUUCUACUUGAACAAUAUCCCUGGUCAUAUGUAUUUUAUAUGUUUGGCGGCUUAGCUCUCCUGGGUAUACUUUGCAAUGGGCCUGUUUGGGCUGCAAUAGCCGCUCAAAUAGGUCACGAUUUUGGGUAUUAUAUUCUGGUCACCGAUUUACCCAAAUACUUUCAUGAUGUCUUAAAUAUAAAUACAAAGGAAAAUGGUUUUUGGGCAUCCCUGCCUUAUUUGGCGAUGUGGGUUUGCGUAAUUGCUGUAGCUGCUAUUGGACCAUCAAUAUUAUUUGUAUUGGCUUCAUAUGCCGGCUGUGACAAGCUUUUGGUCAUUAGUGCGCUAACUGUAUCCAUGUUUUUAAUGGGUCCAUUUUUUUCUGGAACGAAAUUAAAUCCAAUGGAUUUAAGCCCAAAUUACUCCGGGUUUCAAAUGGCUCUUGGUAAUGGCUUGGGAGCUUUGACAGGCGUAAUAGGACCAUAUUUAGUGGGUGCCAUGACUCCAGAUGGCAAACUCACUCAAUGGCGUAGGGUUUUUUGGAUAUCGUUUGUCGUUCUAAAUACAUCUGCGACCAUUUUUUUCAAUUGGGGGUCUGCUGAAAUACAGGAAUUCAAUGAUCCCGUUACGUAUUACAAUAGGCGUAAUGCGAAAAAAGAAGAGAAACGAUUAGCUAAAGAGGGAUAA